AUGGACAUGGACUUGCCUGACUCAUCUGUGAGGGCAAGAGACGACUGCUCAUUGGAGUUGCCCAAGACCUUCCAGAUCGACCGCGUUCCACCUGGCAACGAGAAUCGCCACACCACAUUUCAACUCUCCAAGACCCCAGUGCGAUGUUGCGUCGGCGUGAAGCAAGGGCCCCCAUUGUCAACGCUUCUAAUCAACGCAGUCAAGCUCACAUCGUCUUCCGCUGCCGCUGUUGCGCCGUACAAUUUAGCUGGCCUCUGGCAAAAGGCACCUCCCAUAGCACUUCCAGCUCCAUUAGCAAAUGUGCACAACGUCCGAUAUUUGAUCACAGGCUUUCACCCAACGUUUGAGCCCUUCUUUUCGGCCUGUUCCAGCUCUGUGCAGUUCCUGGUUGACGUUGCCGCACUGCAGCAACGGGGAAGGGGUGGCUCGCUGGACAGCGGUGCCGGCGCCGUCGGCAAGCUAUCAGCAGCUGCCGCCGCGGCGGCGCCGGCAGUAAGACCCCUAGCGGACUUUGCCUUUAUCAGAAGUGCACCGAAACGUCGCGUCUCCGCCGGCCGCACCGGGAUGUUGGUUAAUACGCCCUCGGCACCGACGGGGCCCAUGGGAAGUUGCUGCGUCGAAGAGCUGCGACGCCUGAACUGGAAAACAAACGUGGUGGAAGCACAGGCGCCUCCCGGUCACACCAGCCGCAUCGACGGUGGCGACGCGGACGGCAGCCGAGAAGGUAUCGAGCGACGCUGCCGGUAUCGUUGCUGCAGAAACUGGAAGAUCUGCGUGAUGAAUGCUGUGAGCAGGACGACAAUUACAUCUACCUUUCAGCGUGCGAUGUUCCGUGUCUCGUCCGUGUCUCGUCCCAUGUUAGGGCUCGGUGACAUGGAGCGACGGGGAGAUGACAUGCUGGGCCUAGGCGUUCAAAGCAAACAGGUUAAGCAGGAACUGAUGAUUUCGACAACCUUUAGUGUGGGCUUUGAUGGGAGACGACUGCUCAUUGGAGUUGCCCAAGACCUUCCAGAUCGACCGCGUUCCACCUGGCAACGAGAAUCUCUGCGUACACCACAUUUCAACUCUCCAAGACCCCAGUGCGAUGUUGCGUCGGCGUGA
Volvox carteri f. nagariensis is the source of this 1101-nucleotide messenger RNA. RefSeq lists its product as uncharacterized. The coding region runs from base 1 to 1101 and encodes 366 amino acids. The record is from RefSeq and is a predicted model, not a curated record. The transcript is spliced from 8 exons. NCBI's taxonomy places the organism in Eukaryota, Viridiplantae, Chlorophyta, Chlorophyceae, Chlamydomonadales, Volvocaceae.